Molecule: messenger RNA, 1968 nt
Organism: Sclerotinia borealis F-4128
Lineage: Eukaryota; Fungi; Ascomycota; Leotiomycetes; Helotiales; Sclerotiniaceae
Source: the annotation of a GenBank genome assembly
AUGGCAAGUAUAACUUUGCGCAAACGAUUAGCAUUUCUCUUCGCAAUCUCCAUUUUCACCAUCGUCCUCCUCUACUACUGGCGACUUCAAUACUCACCUCAAGCCGGAGAAGAAAGAAUGCAGCCAAAGCCGGUGAUUCCGGAAAAGCCUGGCCUUAUCAAGGAGCCGACCAAUGACGAUGGGACAAUAUCACAACAUUCACCUACUUCCAUUUCUCUAAUCUGGAGCACAUCAAUUGAUUUUAUGACCGAAACUUCCCAUAUACCUAUAGCUACUGACACCUCGCCGAGUCCAAAUGUCACCAUCUCACAAGGAACAUUCACCGGCAAACAAACCUCGAAAUAUCCACAAAUACUUGAAGAGUUCCUUGGAAUCCCUUACGCAUUACCACCAACAGGAGACCGAAUAUUUAGACCUCCCAUCCCCGUGAAUGCAUCAAAUGCAAUUUUUGACGUCACAAAAUCUGCCCCGAGAUGUAUGUCCGGUCCAGACAAUGAACCUCAAAGUGAGGGUUGUCUUCAUCUAAACAUAUAUCGUCCCAAGGGCACAAAUUCAUCAAGCGAAAAAGUGCCGGUUUUGAUUCACGUUCAUGGAGGAGCAUUCAAUUUUGGGUAUGCAAAUGGUAGGGAGAUAGCAUCUCUAGUGGGCUGGUCCAAGGAGCCUUUGAUCGCGGUCACGUUUGAGUAUAGAGUAGGGGCUUUGGGAUUUCUACCAUCGAAAUUAAUGGCUGAGGAAGGGGCAUUGAACUUGGGAUUGAAAGACCAGAAACUUUUGUUUGAAUGGGUGCAGAAACAUAUUUCGGCCUUCGGUGGUGAUCCGGAUAAUGUUACGUUGAUGGGCCCAUCAGCUGGAGCUCAUUCUAUCGGUCAUCACUUAAUGAACAAUGAUGGUUCUCCUCCACCAUUUGCCAAAGCAAUCAUCGAAUCGGGUGGAGCCACCGCUCGAGCUGUCUACUCUUAUGAUAAUCCACUCCACGAAAGUCAAUUCUCCGAAUUUCUCGACAAGCUUGAUCUUUCUAGCACUCCCCGCGCUCAAAUACUCUCCAAACUUCGCAGUCUUCCCGUCUCAGCCAUAAAAGCUGCCUCCCAGCAAAUCUUUGAAUCCUACAACCCAUCUCUUCGCUGGCCCUUCCAACCAUGCGUCGAUGGACCCGGUCCCAACAGCAUUAUCCCCAUCCCUCCUAUCCAAGCCGUUUUGAACAACACCUACCAUCGUAUCCCUAUUCUCACCGGAUAUAACACCAACGAAGGAUCUAUCUUUGUCCCCAAAGCCCCUAAUAACGCAGGUUCCUUUAUCGAUUUCUUCCACGUUCUCCUACCCAGUCUUUCGAUGGACGAUCUCUCAACCCUCGACUCCCUCUAUCCAAACCCCGAUGUCAAACCAAACUCCCCAUACGCCUUCAAUAACACUGCUCUCAUAGUAGGAAACCAAUAUCGACGUCUCGCUAAAGCAUAUGCAGAUUUCGCGUAUAUAAGUCCUGUGCGUCAAACUGCCUAUUUUGCUUCAGAUGAACAUCCCUAUGAAAAUUCGAGGAGAAAUUCAACUUCCUUCAAGAAAUCUCCAGUCUACCUAUAUGAAUACGCAGUCAAUAGCAGCAUCCUCCAUGGUGCCGCACACGGCGAUCAAUCCCCCUUCCCAGUAUUUUCCUCCGAGGUUACCAGAGAGUCCAAAACUAUCAAAGAUAUCGCGGGCAUGAUGCAUGCAUACUGGACAUCCUUUAUCAUUUCUCAAAUAGGAGACCCAAAUGCAAUUCCGGGUAGAUAUCCGGCUCGAAUGCUGUGGUCAGAGUAUAAGGGUGGGAAUGGGAAAGGGAAAAGGCAGAAAAUGGUCUUUGGUAGGGGAAAUGAUGAGAUUGCUGGGGGUAGGGAGAAAGGUGUUGUGGUGGAGAUGGAGGAGGAUAGGAAGGAUGGGAAGGAGGGAGAAGCUUGUGAGUUUUGGUGGAAGAGAGUUGGGUUGUGGGAGGGGUAA